AGCAGGGGUUCCCGGCUCACUGGAGGUGGUGCCUCUAUUACUAAGGAGCAUCCAGCUGAAGACAAUAACUACAACUUGGCUCUGUUCAUAGGCAGAGGGAGAAAAUAUUAUUUGGAGGGGCUGAGUAAAACUUAAACUUAAAAUUACUUCUACACACAUACACAUACACCCUCCGCCCCAGCAGAGUUGAUAGACAUAGAGAUGAAGGCUGCAAUGUUGCUGGUGGGAAGCCAAGGAAUCAUUUCUGUCACUGAGGUUAUCAUCACCUCCAUUAUCUUCUGCCUGAUUGUCAUCAUCAUCAGAUCCUUUCAGCAACAGAUCCCCCAUGGGCUGAAGAGAAUCCCUGGACCCAGGGGAUACCCCCUGAUAGGCAACAUGCUGGAGGUGGGGAGGAACCCACACCUGUCACUGACUCAGAUGAGCCGGAAGUAUGGAGACGUGAUGCAGAUACGGAUUGGCACCAAACCUGUGCUAGUCCUGAGUGGGCUGGACACCAUCAGACAAGCCCUAGUGAAGCAAGGGGAGGACUUCAUGGGACGUCCUGAUCUCUACAGCUUUCGCAAUGUUGCAGACGGUGAGAGCUUGGCCUUCAGUACUGACUCAGGGGAGGUGUGGAGAGCCCGAAGAAAGAUAGCCCAGAAUGCCCUGAAGACCUUCUCAGUCUCGCCCAGCCCCACCACCUCUUCCACCUGCCUCGUGGAAGAGCACGUCUCCACAGAAGCAGACCACCUCAUCAUAAAGUUACUGCAAGUGAUGACGGAGCAGGGGAGUUUUGAUCCCUGUCAGUACAUGGUGAUCUCUGUGGCCAAUGUCAUCUGUGCCAUGUGUUUUGGCAAGCGACACAGUCACAAUGACCAAGAACUGCUCAGAAUAGUGAACAAGACUGAGGAGUUUAUAGAAGUGACAGCCUCUGGGAACCCAGCAGAUUUCAUCCCAGUGCUUCAGUAUCUGCCCAGCCAGUCCCUGAAGAAGUUUAAGGAAUUCAAUUACAGGAUCCUCAGUUACCUUCAGAAAAUGGUUAAAGAGCACUAUGAGACCUUUGAGAAGGACAACAUUCGAGACAUCACUGACUCACUGAUUGAAGAGGCAAAAAAAGCAGAAGCAAAUGUCAACAUUCAACUCCCUAAGGGAAAGAUUGUCAACCUUGUCAAUGACAUUUUUGGGGCUGGGUUUGACACUGUGACAACUGCUUUGUCUUGGAGUCUUAUGUAUCUUGUGAGUUAUCCCGACAUUCAGAAAAGGAUUCAAGAAGAACUAGACCAGAACAUUGGCAGAGAGAGAAGACCCAGGCUUGCAGAUAGAUCCAUGCUUCCAUACACGGAAGCUUUUAUUUUAGAGAUGUUCAGACAUUCCUCCUUCCUGCCCUUCACAAUCCCACACUGCACAACCAGAGACACCAUAUUGAAUGGGUACUACAUCCCAAAGGAUUUAUGUGUGUUUAUCAACCAAUGGCAAGUCAAUCAUGAUGAGAAGAUUUGGAAAGACCCAUCUACCUUCAACCCAGAACGUUUCCUCAAUGCUGAAGGGACUGAAGUAAACAAGACAAAUGGUGAGAAGGUGCUGGUCUUUGGUUUGGGAAAGAGGAAGUGCAUUGGUGAGUCCAUUGCCAGAUGGGAGAUCUUCCUCUUCUUGACCACCCUGCUGCAGCAGUUGGAGUUCAACGUAUGUGAUGGAAAGAAGGUGGAUAUGACCCCUCAUUAUGGACUGACAAUGAAGCAUACGAGAUGUGAGCACUUCCAGGUCAAGCAGCGCUUCCCAAUGAAGAGCUCCCAGUGACCUACAGGAACAUUAAUCUUUAGGAGA
This is a messenger RNA of Alligator mississippiensis (American alligator), 1803 nucleotides long. Its product is annotated as cytochrome P450 1A5. Gene Ontology annotation, molecular function: steroid 17-alpha-monooxygenase activity; heme binding; oxidoreductase activity, acting on paired donors, with incorporation or reduction of molecular oxygen, reduced flavin or flavoprotein as one donor, and incorporation of one atom of oxygen. The record is from RefSeq and is a predicted model, not a curated record. Bases 202 to 1776 code for a protein of 524 amino acids. NCBI's taxonomy places the organism in Eukaryota, Metazoa, Chordata, Crocodylia, Alligatoridae. Gene Ontology annotation, biological process: hormone biosynthetic process; progesterone metabolic process. The transcript is spliced from 7 exons.